Molecule: messenger RNA, 930 nt
Organism: Debaryomyces hansenii CBS767
Lineage: Eukaryota; Fungi; Ascomycota; Pichiomycetes; Serinales; Debaryomycetaceae
Exons: 1
Coding region: 1-930 (309 amino acids)
Molecular function (GO): FMN binding
Source: RefSeq, a predicted model, not a curated record
AUGUUACAAUUUCAAUAUAUGGCGCCAUGGAUCCCCACGUUCAAAUCGGCCACGGAGGCUGAAUUGGCGGCCAACGAGAACGAUCCUCCGUUCAUCACUUUUCAAUUUGCUACGGUAGAUUCUCAGGGAUUUCCUCAUGUCAGGACGCUUGUUUAUAGAGGAUUCUUAUUUGACGAUAGAAACAGCAACGUGAUUACGUGUGUGACAGACAAGAGAACCAAUAAAUACAAAGAAUUGUUGACGAACGAUAAGUUCGAAGCGGUAUUUUACUUCCCCAAGAUCAGAAAACAGUUCAGAUUCCGAGGUAUGGCAAGAAUCAUCGACAACACAUACAAGCCGGUCAUCGACUUGUCUAGUAUACAACCAAAGACCAUAAUACAGAACAACUACCAGAACUCUAGUGACAGCGACUCGGACGAAGAUGAUGAUGAAGAAGAACUCGAAAUAAAAGCGACUAACACAUCCUCGUCGCUUAAUUCGGGAUCCGAAAAUGAUUCAUCUUGCCAAGUGACCCCUAUUAGCCACAGUCUUCUCUCGCCGUCGCUUUUGUCACAAGUACAGAAGCAAAAAUCAUCAGAGAACAUUUCGUACACCAACUUGCAAGAUUUAUCCAGCAUUGACUACUACCCUCCUACCGAACAAGAAUGGGAAACUGAACACAAGCGCUUGUGGUUCAACUUAAGUAAACCCUUGAAGAAAUCGUUUAGGAAGCCGACACCUACAACACCUAUAAACAACGAAAACCAGAAGUUAAUAGAUUCUAUAAAUAGGGGAGUCGAUGGUAAGAAGGACGAGGACGGCUUGAAGAAUUUCGCAGUCGUUGGCCUUUUUAUAGAUUACGUGGAUUUAUAUGAGCUUGACAAGGAUAGACGGUACAUUUAUGCUAAAGAUUCUACUCAGCUGUGGAGUGAAGCCGAGGUUUGUCCUUAA